Choloepus didactylus (southern two-toed sloth) is the source of this 1137-nucleotide messenger RNA. RefSeq names its product collagen alpha-1(III) chain-like. The coding region runs from base 1 to 1137 and encodes 378 amino acids. The transcript is spliced from 5 exons. The record is from RefSeq and is a predicted model, not a curated record. Lineage: Eukaryota; Metazoa; Chordata; Mammalia; Pilosa; Megalonychidae.
AUGUGCCCCCAACACGAGGACUCGGACCCACCCGGCUGCAGGGUUCCUGGUGUCUACACGGCCUGCUCCCCCCACGAUGCAGCGGGUUCAGACCCACCCGGUCAUGGGCACCGGUCUCAUGGCUGCAGGGCCCUGGGCCUGCAUCAAUCCCCCAUCAGGACCGGCCCGCCCCUGGGGCCACUGGGUCUGUGGUUCCCCUGCUCGCCUUCUGGUCCUGAGGGCUGGGAGGAUCACACGGACGCCAAGCCGCCCGGGCUCCCUCCUGCGUUUGCAGAGCCGCUUGCCACACCCCGCGGGCCCAAGGAGACGCGGCCUCAGGGAGAGCAGGGACCCGGGGCCGGCAGGGCCCGCUGCCCGCGGAGUGGGGGCCACAGGCUCAGGGGCUCGGGGCUCCGGCCCAGCCCCCAGGGCCCCGGGCUCAGGAGGGCUGCCCUGCCCUGCCCCUGCCCGAACAGCCACGGGGCUCCAAGGGGGCUGCAGAGGGAGCGACACCCAGGAGCCAGGGGGCUCAAGUGCUUGCGGCAGGAGGCGGGUGACGUGGGGGCCACCGGCCAGCAGGCCCCGGGCUGCGUGAGGCGCGUCAUCCCGAGGGCCCCGUCUGGGGGAGCCGCCGGCCCAGGGCCAGGUGACGAGGGUGCCCUGGCGCAGGGGGGCCAUCGCCCCCAGCAGAGCCACAGCCAGGGCCCCGGGGGCCGGGGACACUGGAGGCGCGUGCUGGGCAAGGCUGCAGCAGCACCCGGGAUUCCACGAGUGUCCAAGAGGCGUGAGAGCCGCCAGGAGGUGCCCACUGGGUCCGAGGAGCUGCCCAGCCGGCCCUGUCACUGCAGGCGGGCGCCAAGGACCUGGCUGGACGAGCAGCACGGGUGGGGGCCGGGCACUGUGGCCCUGGGGCCCGGGGGGGCACUCGGGGGCACGGCCCACCUGCCUUCCCACCAGGCGAGCACCGGGCCAGGAGGCACCAUGUGCACAGAGGAGCCCACGGCCCGAGGCCGGUGUGGUGACCCCAACCCGCAGGCCCCGGGACCCCAGCAGAGCCAACCCAUGCAGCUCCCCGUGCUGCCACCACCUGCACCCCAGCCCAGCGAGCCCAGUGUCCCUCCCCCACCUGCAAGGACCCCGGGACCCUUCUCGGCAUGA